CUGAUUAUAAUAAAAAUAAACCGCGUCACCCAGCAAAGAACUACAUCUCCCGUCAUGCUUUGGAACUAAGCGGAAGUGACGCUCCCGGGCGCCUUCUCACACAGUCACGGGAGUGGUGCAAUAGGUGCAGGAAAUCAUGGCUGCUGCUUCCUCUUUGAAUGUAGAUGCUCUCAGAGAAGUACUUGAGUGUCCCAUAUGUAUGGAGACAUACACAGAAGAACACAUGAGACCGAAGCUUUUGCAGUGUGGUCAUACAAUAUGUAAACAGUGCCUUGAAAAACUCCUAACCAGUAAUAUCAACGGAGUGCGCUGCCCUUUCUGUAGCCGGAUAACCCGCGUCACAAACCUGUCUCAGCUGACUGAUAACUUGACUAUCUUGAAGAUUAUUAAUACAUCAGACCUAGGUCAGGCUGUCACAGGAUUGAUGUGCAAGAUGUGCAAACGCCGGCUACCACGCAGCUACUGCAAGAACUGUGCUUUAGUUCUAUGUGAGAUGUGCCGAGAAGAAUCGCAUCCUGAUUCAGACCAUACUGUACUUUCAAUGACAGAUGCUGCAAAUGAGCGCCGCCACGUGUUACAGGAAAGGCUCGCCAGUCUGAGACAAUGUAUGCAGGACCUGGAAAAGAGAAAAGCCUCUCUGGACAACCUUUCCUCGCAUAUAAAGAACAAAUACAAAUUGGUUAUGCAAGAUUACAGCAAAGAGGAAUUUAAUGUGCAAGAGGAGCUAGCUCGAUCACGCAAACACUUUGCAGCAUCUUUAUGUGAGGUAGAAAAGUUAAACAACCAAUUGUUGGAUGAUCACUCAUACCUUCUAAACAUCUCUGAAGUACAGAUUGUGUCAAGGUGUGACUACCUAAUGCUAAAGAUAAAGCAGUCGGAUUCAGCUCUGAUGGAAGAGCUGGAGGAAGGAGAACCAAAGCUUGCUGCUAAUUUGCCACAAGAUCUCAUCUUGCAAGAUGUAGAGUUUCUCAAGGUGGGACAUGUUGGUCCUAUACAAGUAGGUCAAGUGGUCAAGAAACCAUACACUGUGAAUUUACAAGAGCCUACUGCAGAUGUGUUUCCAGUGGCUACAUACAAUGACACGGAGACACUGGGAGAAGUUGGGAAUGUUCAGCAUUGUGCAACACCUCCCAUCACUCAGCUCACAGAUGCUGCACGCACCUUGCAGCAAUGCCAGUUUCUGCGGAAGAUGGGCUCUAAGGGUAAUAUGCCAGGGAUGUUUAAUCUCCCGGUUAGCCUGCAUGUUACUGCACUGGGGGAAGUGCUUGUGGCUGACAGAGGUAACUGCAGAAUCCAGGUCUUCAACAGAAAAGGUUUUUUGAGAGAAAUCAGACGAAGCCCAACAGGCAUCGACACUUUUGUGCUCAGUUUUCUUGGCGCAGAUCUUCCCAACUUAAUUCCAUUAUCGGUAACUAUGAACUGCCAUGGACUGAUAGGUGUAACUGACAACUACGAUAACUCUGUGAAGGUAUAUACAAUGGAGGGACAUUGUAUUGCUUGUCACAGAAGCCAACUAAGCAAGCCGUGGGGAAUUGCAGCCAUGCCCACAGGUCAGUUUGUAGUAACUGAUGUGGAAGGAGGUAAGCUGUGGUGCCUGACUGUAGACCGCAGCCUUGGUGUUGUCAAAUACAGUCGACUUUGCAGUGCUGUGCGCCCAAAGUUUGUGGCUUGUGACCAGGAAGGAACUGUGUUCUUUACCCAAGGACUGGGUCUGAACCUGGAAAACCGUCAGUGUGAACAUAACCUUGAAGGUGGCUUUUCUAUUGGCUCUGUGGGAUCUGACGGUCAGCUAGGAAGACAAAUCAGCCACUUCUUCUCUGAGAAUGAGGACUUCCGUUGCAUUGCAGGGAUGUGUGUUGGGACUCGGGGAGAUUUGAUUGUUGCUGAUAGUGGACGUAAAGAAAUUCUUCAUUUUCCUAAAAGUGGGGGUUAUAGUGUCUUAAUAAAGGAGGGCUUGACAUGUCCUGUUGGAGUUUCUGUGACUCCAAAGGGACAGCUGUUGGUGCUGGAUUGUUGGGAUCAUUGUAUUAAAAUAUACAGUUAUAAUACACGCAGGUAUUCCUCACCUUAAGAAGAAAUUAUGUGAAUUAAUCUGUUUCAGCAUAUGCUACAUGCUGAAAGUCUUUCUAGUGAGAAUUUGCUAUAAGGCACUUUAAAAAGAAAUUAGCAAUCUAUGCACCACUCAACCUUUCCACAUUCACCGAUACCGAAAAGCUGAAAGGAAAUUGCACCAUACGAGCUACGGGAUUCAGAGAUUCAUACAGUAUCUCAAACCACUAAAAGUAAGGAAUUGGAUAGAGGCUUUCAAGCUCUAACAAUUGUAAAAUAAAAUCAAUAACCUUGUCUUUAUUAUAGGGAGUAUUGUUCAACUUUAUAUUCUACUUUUAUAAUAUCAUCUGGUAUUAUGUCUCUCAAUCCACUCCAUAUCGACUAAUACAGAAUCUUUUAAUAAAUGAGAGCAGAGAAGGAGUUGUUCUGAAACUUAUAUAGCGGUGGUGUGGCCUAUAUUGCAAGAAUAAAGAAAAUCUUUGCUA
Molecule: messenger RNA, 2534 nt
Organism: Pseudophryne corroboree (corroboree frog)
Lineage: Eukaryota; Metazoa; Chordata; Amphibia; Anura; Myobatrachidae
Gene: TRIM32
Product: tripartite motif containing 32
Exons: 2
Coding region: 137-2071 (644 amino acids)
Biological process (GO): protein K48-linked ubiquitination
Cellular component (GO): cytoplasm
Molecular function (GO): zinc ion binding; ubiquitin protein ligase activity; protein binding
Source: RefSeq, a predicted model, not a curated record